AUGGAGCAACCUGUUGGCCGUGGGUUGCGACCCGUGUUGGUGGAGGAGGGGAUCCUGGUGGCUGAGCCCCGCUUCAUCACACUUGAAGCACAGUUAUCUGAAAAUUAUACAAAGCCUUUGACAAAAGUGUCACCUUUUGUAAUACAAAAAGGUAUACAGGGAAUCAUAGGAACACCUAAAUCAGUGAAAAAGUUAAAAUCUGGUGCUCUCCUCCUUGAAGUGUCCAAGAAGCAGCAAUCUACAUCCUUGUUGGCAUUGAAAACUCUUGCAGAUAUCCCUGUUAUUGGUAAGGUCCACAGUGGACUUAACCAAAGUAAAGGUAUACUGUAUGAUAGAGAUCACGACCUGGAUGACAUUCCUGAACAGGAAAUCCAAUCUGAAUUGGAGUCCCAGGGAGUGAUCUCUGUGAAACGGUUCACGAAAAAACGAAAUGAUAAUAUUGAACCGACCAAUACAUACCUUUUAACCUUUUGUAUGCCAGUACUUCCAACUAACAUCAAAGUUGGCCUAUAUCAAAUGAAAAUUGAAAUGUUUGUGCCGAACCCGCUGCGUUGUUUUAAAUGUCAGCGAUUUGGACACGGACAAAAUAACUGUAAAGGCGCUGAAACCUGUUUCAAGUGUGGUGAAGAGGGGCAUGACGGCAAAGGCUGUCAGAAAACCCCAAAUUGCAAAAAUUGUAAAGGAGAGCAUAUGGCUUCCUCCAAGCAAUGUCCUUUAUGGAUAAAAGAAAAGGAAAUUCAGAAAGUGAAAGCAGAAAAACGAAUUCCUUACCCGGAGGCUAAAAAGCUUGUUAAUAUGUACAACAAUGUUCCAAAACCAAAUGUACAAUCUUAUGCAACAGUUUUAAAAUCUACUUCAAAGAAGGAUAUGUCAACGCAAGUCGAUGAGAAAGAUAUUUCUCAACAACAAACAUUAGUUGCUUUAUCAUCUAAUGACAAAGCAAAAACAUCAACACCUGCAUCUGCAGGUCCUGCAGCUGCGGCUGCACCAAAACCUGCAGUUACUGCACCAUUACAGCAAGCAGCUGCAGGUAACUCCAAGUCAUCAGGGAGACAAAACAAGUCUCCUCUGAAAAAUUCCAAACAAUCCAGCAAUCGAAUGCCAAAAGGCACAAAUGAUCCCGUUGCCUUACAUAAUAAAUUCGGGGUCUUUGAGGAAAUGGAUUUUACUCCAUCUCAGUCCUCUUCCUCACGAGGCCGAAGUCUUUCGCCAAAAUCAAACAAGGGGAGGAUAUCCCCUAUUACACUUAAUAAAUCUAAAUGA
Molecule: messenger RNA, 1263 nt
Organism: Saccostrea cuccullata (small rock oyster)
Lineage: Eukaryota; Metazoa; Mollusca; Bivalvia; Ostreida; Ostreidae
Exons: 2
Coding region: 1-1263 (420 amino acids)
Molecular function (GO): nucleic acid binding; zinc ion binding
Source: RefSeq, a predicted model, not a curated record